This is a messenger RNA of Durotheca rogersii, 1803 nucleotides long. RefSeq names its product phytanoyl-dioxygenase family protein. Bases 221 to 1243 code for a protein of 340 amino acids. The record is from RefSeq and is a predicted model, not a curated record. Lineage: Eukaryota; Fungi; Ascomycota; Sordariomycetes; Xylariales; Xylariaceae. The transcript has a single exon.
GCCGAGUCUCGAGACCGAUUUCUGAGACGGCGACGAGGCAAAGCCGAGUAGCCGCUAUCCAUGCCACCGUAAAGCAAGGUUCUAUAUAAUUCUUACGUAUAGGUUAUAAAAUAGCGGAAUGCUAGCUGCGGGCUGUUGACGCCUUCAGGACCGUAAUCACACAUAGUCUACACCGCGAUCCACACUCGCGCCCUAUUAACGAACGAGUAGAACGUUCACCAUGUCUAUGACAUUCACCCUCCAUGCUGCUCCUAGCACUACCGCGAGCACUGCCGGCUAUCUGAAGCUGGUAGCCCCCCGAAUCGAAGCCUUCACCCGAGACACCCCCGUCUCAGAGAUCAUCGACUCCAUCAAGCUAAACGGCGGCGCCCGCAUUAAAGGCUUCCUCACCCCUGAAGAAGUGGCCUCUGCCGCCUCUGCCGUCCGUCCCCACCUCGACGCAGCCGGGUACGCACGGCCCGACGACCAGACCAAGCGCCUGGGCCGUCUGCCGGAAUAUGCGCCGGCCCUGACAGAGAAGAUCCUGACCGACAGCCUCUACCUGUCCGUGAUGGACACCUUCCUGUCCGUCACGCACACGUCUUGGCUGGGCGACAAACAGUUCGUCGUGACAGAGAAGCCCAUCGUGGCCAUGUCGUCCAUAUUCGAAGUCGGCCCCGGCAUGCACAUGCAGGACCUCCAUCGCGACGACGCGAUCUGGUACACCUCGCGGCCAGCCAUCGAGGCCUCCCAGUACAAGUUCGGCCGCGACACGACCAUCAGCUUUUUCAUCGCGGGCUCACGGACCACGCGCGCCAACGGGGCGACGCGCGUCGUUCCCGGCAGCCACCUGCAGCGGAGCGACGAGCGGCCGAACCAGUCACAGGCCAUCGAUGCCGAGCUGGACGCGGGCGAUGCCUUCUUCAUGCUCUCGAGCGUGUACCACGGUGCUGGCCAGAACUCGACCGAGGACGAGAAGCGCCUGGUGUACGCACUGUUCAUGCAGCAGCCGCAUCUCCGGCAGGAGGAGAACUUCGCGCUCUAUCUUCCGCAUGACAUCGUCAGGGCGUACCCACUGGAGGUUCAGCGGCGUCUGGGGUACGACGUCGCCCUGCCCAACCUCGGCUGGGUCGACCAUGCGUCGCCGCUCGAGAGCGUCCUCAAGCAGAAGGGGGCCGACAGACGGGCGAUCCCGGGGUAUAACCCCAUAGAGGGAGUGGCUGACGGGCGUGCUGAGCACGCUCACGAGUCGAGGGUGCAGUAGUUGGGUUUUGCUCGCUCGGAGAAAUAGGAUGGAUGCGAGCAAGUGCAGAUAGCCGAAGAUUAGUUUCAUAAGGCCGGGUCCACCUCUCGCUCUCUCACUCUUACCUGUUUUGUAUUGCUCGUAAACAUCGUUGUCAUGCGGCGCGAGGAACCAGAUGUGGAAAAUCUCGGGUAUGCCGGCUCGGGGGCACGGCAGACGACCCCUUCAUCGUCUACCGGCUCUCCAAUGAUCCCUACAACCCCCAGAACCUGCUACUCUCCUGCCGCAUCCGUGGGCGCUCCUCGUGAUAGACCCCAUCGUGCUCCUCGUCUCGCUCUCCGCGGCCAUCGUGUACGCGACCCUGCACAUGCUCUCCGCGGCGUACCCUAUCACCUUCCGGGAAAUGCGCGGUUGGUCUGCAGGCACCAAAAGCGGAAAGUGACAUUCACCUGAGCUGGCGAGGCGGGGAGGGGAGGCAGGGUAGGGCCAAGCCGGGCUCUCCUGGUUCGCGUGGACGAGCGUGCCGCCCGCCGACUGGGUGAUCUGCCUGCUGGGCACCACGGUGUUCAGCUUCGGCAACG